UCUCCUUUAUUACUUAUUUAUAUUUUCCCAAGAGUCUUGUAGUCUUUGUAAUUAAAAUUUUUGAUGUGGGCGAGGUUUACAAGAGCAGUGCAUGCAUGCGUUAAAAGUUCAAGGGUCAAGUGGAAUAAGGUGCAGAGCACCAAAUUCCUUGACCUUUGUAGGGAAGCUGGGGAAUUUGAGAUACACGAUGAAGUUAUGUGCUGUUUUAAACUGUGGAAACUCAACUUAUCACCUUCAAAAGUGGAUGGGGGACUGGUGUCCAAUACACCAAUGUAACUAUGGAACUUCAAGAUGUGUUUGUGAUCCUCCUUUCAAAUUAUUUCCAUUUCCAACUGAGAGAAAAAAUCCUAAGGGGAGACAAGAAUGGAUAAACUUGAUCAACAGGACAGAUCCUGAAACUGGAGAAUGUUGGGCUCCAAAAAGUCACAGUAGGGUUUGUUCAAAACAUUUCCCUGAUGGAAGACCUACACAUGAAAAUGCUAACCCUAUAAACAAUUUGAUUCUGGAACCAGUAGAGAAACCCAAAAGAGGAAGAUCAAGCCAAAUGAAAAGAAAACUUGAAGUGCCAAAGUUUAUUUCUAUAUCAGAAAAUGUAAUUGAUGCAGAUGCUUGUGGAUCUGAAUCAGAUAGCAUGGAGUUAAUUGAAUCUCAAAAUGGAAUUGAAUGCAAUAUUUCAAAAAAUAACUCAGAAUCUCAUCCUUCAAAAGAAACAGUUCAAAAUUUAGGCAUCAGUAGAGCUAAGGCCAUGGAGGAAGAUAGUAACUCUCCUGCUGUGAGUAAUCCAGGGACCCCUAGAUCUGAACAGGAAGUCAGAGCCACACCCCCUCCUCAGAAGAUGAUUGGGCAAGCUAUGAAUCCCUACCAACAACAGCUACAGCAACAACAUAUGUUAGCACAAAUGCAGGGAUCACAGUUCCCCCUAGGACAUCAAUCUCAAAGCAAAUACACACAAUUAUUAGCAGUGAUAGAGGACAUGGGUAAAGACAUUAGACCAACAUAUUCUGGAAGUAAAAUGUCUGCCGAAAGAUUAAAAAGGGGAAUAGUUCAUGCUAGGAUUUUAGUUAGAGAAUGCUUGAUGGAAUGUGAAAGAAGUGCCAGGAAUUAAAUUAGAAUCUUGAUUAUUUGAAGAAGAAUAUAGUAUUACUGUAUGUGUUCAUACAUGUACAUCAUUUUUAUACAUUGUAUAACUUAGAUGUUGAGAAAAUAAAUCAAAAUUCACUUAAUAAAGAGCUACAUCUUCAUGUAAGACUAUCAUCAAAUUCAUUGUAUUCAUCACUUGUUCAGACUUAGCUUUAAAGCUAUAAUUUUAUGUAUAUCAUGAAUAUGUAGAAGAUGUUAAUCUAUUGUGUGAAUUUCAUUUAAUUAUGAGUAAGAUUGAAAAAUGUUAUAAAAGACUCAAGUAUUUUAUAGGCUGCAUUCAGUAUUGAUUAAUUAUAUUUAUGAUGAAUUAAAUUACAAAUUUAUCUAAUCGUAUAAAAUUUGUGCUGAAACAUUAUAACACAGGUUUUCUAUUAUAUAUUAAUCAUGUUUUGAAAGUUAAUAUGUACAUGUAAUUAUAUGAGCGUUUUAAAGGUUGUGUGUUCUACAACAUGUUACAUGUAGUUGUUAUACAUGUACAUGCAUAAGACUUAAAAAGAAAAAAUGUACAUUGUAACUUGAGUAUUUAUAUGCAAGAUUUUUGAAAAUCUGUUUUGUUAGAGGACCUUUUUUUGGGGGGCAAACUUACAUGUAAAUCCUCUUUCUAAAUCACACUGUUAUAUUAGUCUACAAAUCAUGCACAUCCUGUUAAUAUUUUUUUUAAAGAUACAUUUACAUGUAUAAUCAUGUUGUUAAAAACUGAAAUCAGAAGAUCAAUCAUAACUUAUGUAAGCUUUGUCUACCAUCAGUAAGCUAUGGGGGUAUAACUUGAAGAAGAUGAACACAUAUUAUGUCUACAUUAUCUUGAAGAAUCGUAUUUAUGUAAUAGAUUAUCUCCCCUUUUCUCUCUGCAAAAAAAAAAUAGUUGGAAAUGUACUUUAAUAUUCACAUUGUUUUGCAGUUCAAAUAUAUUCUUAAGAGUUUUGUCCCUUGGUUUGCUACUUGAGUUUUAAAAGAACAUUGGAUGUAGUUAGAAAUAAAUUUUAAGGAAAUUUGGUAUAUGGAAUAUAGAAAACCAUAUCAAGAAAAAAAUGUUCAUUUUAAUAUCCAAAAUGUAAUAUUCUUGAUUUUGUUUAGCAGCUUUAAAUUUACUGAAAGGAGAAAUUGUAAUUUUAAACUAUGAGCUCCACUUUAAAUGAUUUUGCAUAAAGCCUGUAGGGAAAACACUGACUUCCAACAAUAAUUUAGAUUUGAAAAUUCAUCAGAUAAUUAUUUUGCUUAUGAUAUAUAGAGUAAAACAACUGAAGGAUUAUGAAGGUAAUGUUGUACAUUUUUUAAUCAUAAUACAUUAAAUAUUAUUAAAAAAUCCUCUGGAAGGAAACAUGUUGAAAUGGUAUGAAUGUAAAUGAAAUAAAAGAAACAGAAGUAAA
Molecule: messenger RNA, 2507 nt
Organism: Mytilus trossulus (common blue mussel)
Lineage: Eukaryota; Metazoa; Mollusca; Bivalvia; Mytilida; Mytilidae
Exons: 2
Coding region: 92-1105 (337 amino acids)
Cellular component (GO): nucleus; cytoplasm
Source: RefSeq, a predicted model, not a curated record